This is a messenger RNA of Eremothecium gossypii ATCC 10895, 1557 nucleotides long. RefSeq names its product putative 2-methylcitrate dehydratase (gene PDH1). Gene Ontology annotation, cellular component: mitochondrion. Lineage: Eukaryota; Fungi; Ascomycota; Saccharomycetes; Saccharomycetales; Saccharomycetaceae. Bases 1 to 1557 code for a protein of 518 amino acids. The transcript has a single exon. Gene Ontology annotation, molecular function: 2-methylcitrate dehydratase activity; 2 iron, 2 sulfur cluster binding. The record is from RefSeq and is marked provisional.
AUGAAAAUCAAUGGCGCUCUGUUACCUUCAUUAAGGCGUAGCAACGGUUUGAAAAUUAUUGCUGCUGUCGCGCGUAUGAGUUCGGUCGCAGAUUCGAGCAGCAAUACUAGGCCUCAGGCAGAUCAGGUGUUGAAGGAUAUCGCAUCCUAUGUUCAUAAUACGAGGAUUACUUCCACCGAAGCUUUCAAGACUGCAAGAUUAUGCCUCUUGGAUACCCUCGGCUGUGGCUUAGCUGCAUUGAGGUACCAGGAGCCAAGAGGUGUAAUUAAACCUAUUGUUCCUGGCACAAUUGUCCCCAACGGUACACGGGUCCUCGGAACCAAGUACAGGAUGGACCCUGUCAGUGGAGCUUUUGCAAUUGGCACCUUGAUUAGAUGGUUGGACUACAAUGAUUGUUGGCUUGCGGCAGAGUGGGGGCAUCCUUCAGAUAACUUGGGUGGUAUUCUUGCAGUGGCAGAUUAUAUGACGCGGCUCUCUCAAUCAAGCGGAGGCGAUGAGGGAAGGUUAUUCACCAUCCGCGAGGUCUUGGAGGCUAUGAUUAAGGCGCAUGAAAUACAGGGGAUUUUGGCACUGGACAAUGCAUUUAACAAGGUUGGUCUAGACCACGUUGUGCUGGUGAAAGUUGCUACCACUGCGGUUGUCUCGAAGAUGCUAAACCUAUCUGAAUCGCAGACUGUGGAUGCAUUGUCGCAUGCAUUCGUAGAUGGCCAAUCCUUAAGAACAUACAGACAUGCCCCAAAUACCGGCUCCCGUAAGUCUUGGGCGGCAGGCGAUGCUACUUCGAGGGCCGUGAAGAUCGCUUUUCUUGUAAAAAAUGGCGGCGUCGACGGAAUACCUUCUGUGUUGACUGCCAAGGACUGGGGGUUCUAUGAUGUUUUGUUGAAGGGAAAACCGUUUGAGUUCAAGCAAAGAAAGACGUAUGGCUCCUAUGUCAUGGAGAAUGUGUUGUUUAAGAUCUCUUUCCCUGCGGAGUUUCAUGCGCAGACCGCGGUAGAAGCGGCUCUGAAGGUGCGCAAGCAAUUGAACAGGAUGGGAAAGAAUUAUCAGGACAUUAAGUCGAUCACUAUCAGGACUCAGGACGCGGCCAUGAGGAUCAUUGACAAGAGCGGACCGCUAUAUAACUAUGCGGACAGGGACCAUUGCAUACAGUACAUGACAGCUGUGCCACUUAUCCACGGAAGACUAGUGGCAGACGACUACCACGAUUUAGUAGCUUUAAAUCCAGCUAUCGACGAGCUCAGGUCCAAGAUUUACUGUGUGAGAGACGAUCAAUUCACUGCGGCCUACAAUAAUCCGGAUACGAGGGCUAUUCCAAACGGUUUAACUGUCGAGCUAAAUGAUGGGACUACCUUGGAAGAGGUUGUUGUCGAGUACCCUAUUGGCCAUAAGACUAGACGUGCAGAGGCAGAACCGAAGCUGCUUGAGAAGUUCUACAGGCAUUUGUCAGGGCACUUUGAGGGCGACAUUACUAAGGUCGAGCAAGUAAUGACAAUGUCCACUGACCCAGAGUUUGAGUCCUAUAGUAUCGACCAGUAUGUAGACACUUUCUGUCGUUGA